This is a messenger RNA of Drosophila subpulchrella, 1905 nucleotides long. RefSeq names its product zinc finger protein castor homolog 1. The record is from RefSeq and is a predicted model, not a curated record. Gene Ontology annotation, cellular component: nucleus. NCBI's taxonomy places the organism in Eukaryota, Metazoa, Arthropoda, Insecta, Diptera, Drosophilidae. The transcript is spliced from 6 exons. Gene Ontology annotation, biological process: regulation of neuron differentiation; positive regulation of transcription by RNA polymerase II. Gene Ontology annotation, molecular function: RNA polymerase II transcription regulatory region sequence-specific DNA binding; DNA-binding transcription factor activity, RNA polymerase II-specific. The coding region runs from base 207 to 1835 and encodes 542 amino acids.
GCUGGUGGACGCGAAUCGGUGGGUUUCGAUUUUUCGAUAUUAAUUGAUUCGGUGCCGUUUUAUUCAGCUCGAGCUGAGUGUUGGUGAUAAUUGAGUGCCCAAAGGGUGAACAAAAGCUCAAAUAAAUUGACAAACUUCCAGGAUCGAAGAGAAACGUCUGCAAUGUGCCAUAUAUAAUCGCUGUCUCAGAGCCAAGACCUCCAAGAAUGGAGUCCAGCAGCAGUGUCGUGGCGGAGAUGGAGACCUCCAGUCCAAAUGAUCACGGCCAGCCCACCCAGAUCACCUCCAUCGAUGGCUUCUUCAAUCGGAAGCGGGGUCGUCCGCCAAAGAAUCGCUUUGUGGAGGUCUACAAGAGCGCCCAGCACUCGCCGCAGGCCAUCUUCACCAGCUUCAAGCUGGAGAGGAGCGAUCACCCCGGCCACGGAGCACCUGGUUCCGGUGGGUCAGCGGCGGAGAGUGCCGAGGAUCGUCUGUCCCUGGGGGAUCACGUCGGAUCGGCCACCGAUCUCACACCUAGUCGGAACCGGAAACGAGGUCGUGUUUGGGCCCCCUCGUCAUCCUCUUUAGUUUUGGAGCAGCCAAGCAAGAAGAGCUCCAUUUAUCCGCCCCAUUUGGCAGCCAGGAGUGAGACCCUGUCUCGGAGUAGCCACAAUGAGUCUUUACCACAGCCCACUACCCAGCCUUCAGAAACUUUAGAAACACUAACGUCAAAGAACCUUUCGUGCAGAGCUCUGGAUAAAGUUUCAGUUGUUCGUGCGGCUGGAACUUUUUAUCCGGAGAAUGCUGGGCAUCAGGAAAUGCCGGAGGCGGGGGCCUCGAGGCAUAUGAGUGGCCAGGAGUCGGCGGACCAGGAGGUGGACCAGCCGGAGGAUCUGAGCAUGCGUCCAUCUCUUCUGCCUCAAGAGGCAACGGCCACACCGGCGGGAGUGGGACCAGCUCUGAAUAUGAAUCUGCUGCAGUUCAAGCAGCUGAUCGAUUUGUACCAGCGACAGGUACUGUUGCCCAGCUUCCUGGCGGCAGCCAGUCAACCCAUGGCCACCGGGUUACCUGGAUCGGGAUCUGGGGCAGUACCAGGACCCCUUCUAGAUAUGCGUCUUCUGCUGGAGAAUGCCGCCCACCAAAAGCUGCUCCUCUUGAAUGCAGCUGCCAGUGCAACGGCAACUGCAGUGGCAACUUCAUCGCUGGAUCCCAGUGGCCAGCGGACUCCGGUGAAGAGGGUACGGGAUCACGACAUACCCACUGGCUACCUGAAGUUUCGUUUCAACGAGGACUGCGGCUUCGAGCGCUGUGGCUACCGGAACCACCAGUCGCAUUUCCACUGCAACCGGCGGGACUGUCACUACAGUUUCUGCGACAAAACGCGGUUUGUGCAACAUACGGCGCGCCACGAGCGGAUGGACACCCUAAUGGGCGACGACUUCCGGCAGUUCCGGGCCAACAUGCAAUGCGGGGUGGCCACCUGUUCGUACUCCGCUCCGGCCACAGGAGCUACAGAGUCACCCCACCCAAACCGGAUAGAUGCAACAGAGGCGGGUUCGACGGGAUCUAGGAAGACCUCGCACUUCCACUGUCGCAAGUGCGACUACGUCUGCACGGACUCCAACAAGGUGGUGGCCCACCGGCGACUGCACCUUCGCCAGGACUACGUGCGGAGUGCGGGAUUCCGCAAGGUGGGUGGGAACGAGCCGUGCGAUUCUCCGGGUUGCUCCUACGCCCAGCGGCACACGCACUACCACUGCGACACCUGCGACGGCGGAGUCCUCUCGCGGGCCCAACUGGCAGCCCACAAACACCGGACAGCAUUUCCCAAACCGGAUGCGGCUACCACUCCCUAGAAUACCAUAUGAAAGUACCCAGACCCUAGGAUAUCCGUCAUCUUAUUCGAAAACAAUAAACUAUUACAAA